Drosophila obscura is the source of this 1146-nucleotide messenger RNA. It is a transcript of the gene Ppt2, whose product is annotated as lysosomal thioesterase PPT2 homolog. Lineage: Eukaryota; Metazoa; Arthropoda; Insecta; Diptera; Drosophilidae. The coding region runs from base 60 to 914 and encodes 284 amino acids. Gene Ontology annotation, molecular function: palmitoyl hydrolase activity; thiolester hydrolase activity. Gene Ontology annotation, cellular component: lysosome. The record is from RefSeq and is a predicted model, not a curated record. The transcript has 5 exons.
AUGGUUUGAUACCUCUAAACAACAAAACAAAGGGAAUCGAAUUAUAUUAUUAAGGAAAUAUGAGGCUAAGACUUCUGCUGGCAUUGUCCGCUUGCUUUGCUGGUUCACUGGCAUAUAGGCCGCUGGUCAUACUCCAUGGUAUCCUUUCUGGUGCGGAUUCCAUGGACUUUUUGGUGCGGGAAAUCGAAGAGCUGCAUCCGGGCACAAUUGUCUACAACUGCGACAAAUUCAGCGGCUGGUACAGUCUGGAAAACGCCUGGCGCCAGGUCGAUCAGAUUCGGGAUUACUUGAGCGAUGUUGGGAAACAGCACCCGGAAGGAAUCAAUGUGUUGGGCUACUCCCAAGGCGGCAUCUUGGCCCGCGCGGCCAUACAAAGUCUGCCCGAUCACAAUGUAAAAACCUUCAUAUCCCUUUCAUCGCCACAAGCGGGUCAAUACGGAACCAGCUUUCUGCAUCUGAUAUUUCCGGAUCUGGCGGCAAAGACCGCCUUUGAGCUAUUCUACUCGACGGUGGGGCAGCACACAUCGGUGGGCGGCUACUGGAACGACCCGCAUAAACAGUCACUGUACAUGAAGUACAGCGAAUUUCUGCCGCUGAUCAACAACGAGAAGCAAAGCUCCAAUUCCACCUCCUUUAAGAUGGGCAUGGUGCGUCUCAGCAAGCUGGUCAUGAUCGGCGGCCCCAAUGACGAUGUGAUAACGCCCUGGCAGUCCAGCCACUUUGGCUACUACGACGAGGAUAUGGACGUGAUUCCGUUCAACAAGCGAAAGAUCUUCACUGACGACUCAAUCGGCAUAAGGACGCUCCAGGAGGCCGGAAAACUUUUAAUCAUAAUUAAACCCCAUGUUCAUCAUUUGAGCUGGCACACCAACAGAGCCGUAAUACAUCAAGUUAUCUUGCCAUAUCUGGACUGACCACUUGGGACUACCUGAACUAAAGCGACCAAAGGGCUGUGAUCGGGAUUGGCGGCGCAAUCAUUCAUCAAAGAGCAAUAAUGUAAAAUUGCCAUUACACUACUCUGGCAUACAGGGCACACAAUGAUCUUUCAUAGACAAUUUAGCAAUAGAAUAUUUACAAAGAUUUACGAUCAAACGUGGGAAGAUUUAUACAAAUUAUUAAAUAUAUGCAUGUACAUAUGUAUUCUAC